This is a messenger RNA of Pogona vitticeps (central bearded dragon), 4654 nucleotides long. The record is from RefSeq and is a predicted model, not a curated record. NCBI's taxonomy places the organism in Eukaryota, Metazoa, Chordata, Lepidosauria, Squamata, Agamidae.
UCAAACGUGACACUUACUUGCUGGUCCGUAUUAGCAUAGACAAAAUCAUGAAAUGCACAAAUCCCCAGAUUUACAGAGCCGGUGCCAGUGUAAAGAACAACAAAAAGAUCAAUGCAGUUAAUUUUGGAGACAUGAAAUAUUUUUCUGUAAAGGUUCCAAUGCAGAGAAGUGAUCCUAGGAAUAGAAUUACUUUAGAAUUGGUGGGCUUUGAAGGACCGAAAGACUUUCCAAGACUGUUUGGAAAUGUGUCUGUGCACCUUUAUGAAGUCAUUCAGAAGCAGACCUUCACCGAAGUAUUUGCUAUGAGAAUUAGAAAUAUGGUUUUCUGCACAGCAGAGGUGGAAUUUAUGUUCUGCUAUGGAUGUUUUGGAUAUGGCUAUUCCCAUCAGCUGAAACUGCCAGGUGCAGAUCCCGCCAAGGCUGUAGCAUACUCCAUGUUUCUGAGGGUUCCCCCACCGGAAAACAGAAAAGAUCUCUCAAGGAACGUCAUCAAGCCUCAGCGCAUGGAUUACCCUGCAUUCUUAUCUCCAGAUCUAAAUGUCACAGUUGGGAAGGUUGAACUAGACGCCCCUACAGAAAAUUCGGAGCAGUACCAAAGUCUUCAGAAGGCUUUGAAACAGCCACCACGAGAGAGGUUGGAGAGAAUGAAAAAAGAAUAUCGGAGUCUGAAAACAUGGCGUGAGAAGGCAGAUUAUUUAGACCAACUCAUCUUAAAAAGGGGUCCAAAAAUAAAACCUAGUCAAGCAAAGGUGUCUCGCUUCAGAGAAAUUGUUGGGAAGAUGCAACUGCCUUUUGCUCAAAGAAGUGGAAUUUCUUCAGAGAAAGUAAUUAAAGAAGAAAUAACCCAGCCUGAAAUGCAGCCGCCUGAAAUUCAGCCACCUGAAAUGCAGCCCGCUGAAGGCCAGGAAUGGGCAAAUGUUUCUCAUGCUGUAUCGCACAUGCUUUUGCCACAAGUCAUAUCUGAGCCAUCUCACCAAGAAACCGAGUCGGAAGGAGAGACGUCGGAGUCGGAGGAGCAAUUAGCAAGGACUUGCAAAUUCAGUCUACCUCCUGAAACACUCCAGCCUGUCCCAGCAGUGACUGUAACAUCAAGCCCCUCUGGCUCUCCAGAAUCUUCAGAGGGUGGAGAUGUCCUGGAGAGGAAAGUUAGAAGAGAAAAAAUUUCCCAGGAGUCUGAAACGUCACUAUCUAGUUCAAGUGGAAUCCCGGCAGAGUUUUCCGAGGCUGGGGAUUCCGAAGGCCUUAAUUUAGCAGGUUUUGGGAGCCAGGGGGUACAAGAAGAAACUCCUAGCACGCCAAAAAAAGUAUCUCCUGCAGAAUAUCCACCAGAACCAAUCCAGGAAUUGCAUACUAGAUCCGAAGUUCCUGAGAAGGUAUCGGAUGAGUUUGUGGCACCUCAGCUACGAGAUUCACUUACUGAACCAGUACAGGAAUGGCCUUGGAAGGAUAUUGGGUUUCAAGAAGCAGUUUUUAGCAGGAACAAGUUUGAACCAUUCUUGAGACAUGUCUGUAAAGAACAACCACCUCCAUUUAAGAAAAGUCAAUCAGAUGAUUUCAGCCAUCUAGAAGAAACAUAUCCACUUGAUGAUAUGAAAGAACAAGAAGACCAAGAUCCACCGGAUGGACUAUCUUUAACAAAAGCGGACAAUACUCCAGAUGCCAGAUUAACCAAGAGUGGUGAACCGCUAUCUAUUCUAAGACUCAUAGAAAGAAAAAUAGAUUUAGAAGAGGAAGGCAAAAAAAUUAUCACACCGACUAAAAAAGAAUCCUAUGUACAGGCUAUAUCUUCUGGUAUUUUUCAGAAGCCACAAGGAGAUGAACUAUCAGAAGCAGAAAUAGAAGAGGCCCAGGUUUACUUUAAGAAAUCUCUAGAAGAUUUUCUUGUGGAUAAACUUGUAAAAAUAUCAGCAGUGAAAUCACUUCUUAGCCAAAACAUUGAAAACCUGGUUGCAGAGAGACUCUCAGAAGCAGAGCUAUCCCAAGAAUUAGAAGACAGUAGCUCACUGGAUGACAAAGAGAAGUGUUUACCUGUGGGAAGUAACUCUAGCUCUGUAGAGACUUUUUCAGAACCAUAUAUGAAACAACUGAAAGAAUUAGUAAGUUCUAACUUGCAAACUCGUCUUACAGGAGAAUUGUCUGAACAAGGGAUAAUCCCAGAGACCGAACUAGCUGAGAAAGACCAGGCUUCCCUUCAGAGUUCUGCUGAUUUGCUUAAGAGAAGAGAAAGUUUGUCCAAAGAAAGAAUUUCACAAUCUGAAAUAACAACAAUAAAAUCACUAAGUGACCGUCUAUCAGGAAAUAUUUCCAAAACCGAAUCCAUAGGGAGCAAUAAAGGAAGUAGUAACGAGAAUCAACCAAAGGUUACAAAGCCAGGUUCAUCUGAAAGCAAAGUAUACGACAGAGAUAAAACCACUUUCUCUUUUAAGAACAAAGACAGUUCAGUAGAAGGAACAAAUGCAGAGGCAAACUUAGAAAGUGGACACUCCAAACAGCCCCUGGAAAUAAUUAGAGUAACAUUACCAUUGAGCAACAAAGAAGCAGAUCGUAAUAAGCAGUCACUUUCAACUUAUGACAGAGUCCUAGAAAAAGUUUUAAAAGCAGAAAUAACUAGUUUGAAAUCAUUUUUAAGCAAAAAGCUUCAGGACCAUCUUAAAGAGAAACUUUCAGAAACUGGAAUAACUCCAGAGGACUUGGAAACAGUAUGCCGGAAGUUGUCCUUAGAUGGCAAACACGUGGCACCAGAGAAGGGUGCACUGCAAGAGGUCCAGAUUUCAUCUAAGGAAGACCUCACUGAAGAAGCACCUCUAUUAAGAGAAAGUAUUCAAAACUUGUUAGAUGCACUUUCAGACAAUGAAAUGAACAAUCUGAAAUCUGCAUUGUCCAAAAAGGUACAGGAGCAACUUUUAGAAAGACUUUCUAAACUACACUUCAUUAAAGAAAAGGAGUUAAAGAAAAUACUUGAAAACCUGUUUCCAGAUACGGCCAAAGAAACAUCACAAAUGGAAGUUAAAGGAUCAGGUUUGCCCGCAGAAGGACAAACAGCAGCCCCCCUAACUCAAAAUCUGCAUGAGAGAUUUUCAGAAAAGGAACUACAAAAUCUAAAGGAUCUCUUAAGCAGACUUCUGAAAGAAGAUCGCAAAGAUAAACUUUCAGAAUCAGAAAUAAAAGGCUUAACAUCCAUUUUACAGAAGAGCUUUGAGGAUCUUCCCGUACAAAACAGUUACGAGACUGGGAUAAGCAAAGAAGUAGAGAUAAAGGAUGAAUGCCGUAGUAUAUCUUUGUCAGAUGUUGAAACAAGGUUCAAGACUAGUAACGCAGAGGUAGUGUCUAACAGGGGAAAGGUUCGCUCAAAGGAAAGUCGUCAUAAAAUUUCAGCAGCUGGUGAAAAACAAGGUGCAAGAAGAGAAAGUCUAGACCAUUCAGUAAACAGUAUUUUUGAAGUAGAAACAAAGAGCCAAGAAACCCAGACCACAUUUCACCCAAAAAGGGGGAAGCAGGGUUCUAGAAAAGAAAGCCACAGGUUGCCAGGUUAUCCGAAUAAUCUUCCGGAGACCUCCGUUUCCAAGAGAGGAUCGUUUGAAGCAGGAUUGAAAAGCAAGCCACCUGAUGAACAUUCAAAGAAAAUAUCCGAACCGUUUGCCUUCUCUUCCUUUUUGAGUGCACAUGAUAUUGGUGUCCAAACAGAUAUAAAGAAUUACCUUUCCAAACCACCCGAUUAUCUCUCCAAGCCUCCCUUCCCAGUAAAUCCCCAGACGUUUCUCCUUUUACAUUCAGAAUCUGAGGAAGAAGCUAAGCCAGCUGGCAAGCCACACCAGAGGACAAAAAACAAGAGGAGGUCUGACAAGAAGAAGGAUGCUGGGGCAGGCCCCACACACCAGGCAGUGGCAGCAAGUGCUCCGACCAGGAAGGAAAGGACAAGUAAUGGAAACGGACCUAAGGAGGGUUUGAAAGAAAAAGGCAAGAAGCGUGGCGAACCACCUUGUCCAAAGCUAAGCGUGACAGAAAACAGGAAGGAUUCGAAAACAGUACUCUCUGCCGGUGGCGUGAGAAAGGAAAGCCUGAAACACAAGUCUGAGAAGAAGCAGGACAAUGAGGUGAAGCCACGGAAAUCUCAUAGCAAGACUGCUGCCCUGUCUGAACCCCAUCUACAAAACCUGGCAAAAAAUCUUACAGAAAAAUCAUCUGCCACAAAAAUUUCAGCUUCUGGACGUGCAAAAGUAAAUACACUGAUCCCUGCAGAACCAGAUGAAUUAAAUGCAGAAUCUUUCAAGCAUCUUGAAAAGGCGGUUGAAAGGGCUCUUUUUGACUUAGGAAGAGUCCCAGAAAGCAGCUCCCUCCAAGGGAGGCCAAACACUGCUCCAGGUGCUGAUGCUCUCAUCUCUAAAAAUGCAUCGCGGUCCUUUUCCUCUGUCUUCGAGACUCCAAGAAAUCAAGCAGGCUCAAUAUCGGAGAUGUUCCACAAUCAGGAGCAAACCUUGAAAAUGACACCUGAACAACUGGAAGUAGUACUUAGGAUUCUCCAAAAGGUUUUGAAGCAUAACACUCUGUCCCAAGAAUGAAUGAAACUCUCGGUGUCCAAACUGGUUGUGUCUGUCCUUUUGUGUCACCAUUUUGUCCCAGCUGUGAUACAAAAUAAAGCCCUCUUUGUACAUAC